GCGCAACCAAAGCUCGAACCGCGACAGCUAAUGGAUACAGCUAAUCUUACAGCUAAUUCCUAGUCCGACUGCGCUACUUGUCACUUCACUUGUACCUUCACACCUCUGCACCAUCACUGUCACCAACACUCCAAAACACGUGGCUCCCGCUCUACAUGCAUUGGACUAUACGCGCAUCACUGUUCGCGACCUCGGAUUAGCCAUACUUGCUCCCCUGCCUCGCGCGUCGCCGUCUGCAUACCAGCCACAACACCUGUCGCGCCAAUAGCAAGCGUCCCUUACCACGAUAUCCGCUUACAUACUUCAGCGCUGGUGUAUACCUGCCUAUAAGAGACGAAAGUACCCUGAACGCGCUCCAAGAGCAUGUAAACAAUAGGAAUGCUUCUCAGAUCUUCUCCCGACCUGCAUUAUCCUAUCACUGUUACGGAUCUUCUCAAACGCCCUAAUGAUGAAGUGCAGAAGUCUGUUCCUAUACUUGCCUACACAUAUACCUCCAAGGUCACCGAAGGAAACAAGUAUGGCGAUGAGGCCGUAGUCACCAAGACUUUUCCUGCGCGCAUUGAAGCUCCCACAAAUGGCAGUAUCAAUGCCUGGAAAGUAAAGAAGGGUGACAUCAUACAGCAGGCUGGCGUUGCUCUAGUUGAGAUAGAUGAGCCAUGUCAACACGAAGUUCAAUUCGGCGGCCUUUGCGCCAACUGUGGGAAGGACAUGACAGAUAUCGACUACAACACAUCCAUCAGAGACUCGGAACGUGCGCCAAUCAUGAAAGUCCAUGGUCACACCGCCCUUACAAUUAGUCAACAGGAGGCCAGAAGAUUGGAACAGGAUGAUAAGCGCCGCCUGCUAACAAGCAGAAAAUUAAAUAUGGUAGUCGAUCUUGAUCAAACAAUCAUUCAUGCCACUGUCGAUCCGACCGUGGCUGAGUGGCAGCGAGACCCAAACAAUCCCAAUUACGAUGCCGUCAAAGAUGUACAAGCUUUCCAGUUGAUUGACGAUGGUCCAGGAGGCAACGGCUGCUGGUACUACAUCAAGAUGCGACCGGGCUUGCAGAAAUUUCUGGAAGAGAUGUCAAAGUUAUACGAGCUUCAUAUCUACACAAUGGGUACGAGGGCAUACGCGCACAAUGUUGCGAAGAUUGUGGAUCCAGAUCGAAAGAUAUUCGGUGACCGUGUGCUUACGCGAGAUGAAAACGGCAGCUUAGACAGAAAAAGCUUGGCCCGCAUUUUUCCUGUGUCAACGAAAAUGGUCGUUAUCAUCGAUGAUCGCGCGGAUGUAUGGGGCUGGAGUGAGCAUCUACUGAAAGUUGUACCAUAUGACUUUUUUGUAGGUGUUGGCGACAUCAAUUCUAGCUUUUUACCAAAGACCCAAGCUUUGCCAAAAGCAGAAGAAAUGCCACCAACCGCAGGUUCGUCUGUAAAAGACGCCACUGAGAAUACUGAACAGACAACAGCGGUUGCUGAGAAAGACUUAUCCCUGGCAGCCUCUGAACUCGCCGUGUCUGACGCGGAAGUAGUACCUGACGGCGAUACGGAGAUGUCCGAUAUCGAGCAGCAACUGAUCACAAUAGGCAGUCGAGAUGACCCAAAUCUUCUACAAGAGCAGACUAGCAGCCAGGAUGACGUGAUUGUAAAGCAAAUUGCUGAGCGCCCUCUACUACAAAAGCAAUUAGAACUUGAGAAAGCCGACGAAGAACAAGACAAAAUCGAGCGAGAGAGGGCUGCGCAUGGCGAUGCAGAUGUCCCUAUCCAACAUGAGCACAGGCAUCUCCUUCAUGAUGACGACACAGAGUUGCUGUCCUUGGAGCGGCACCUUCGUGAGAUUCACGAUGCCUUUUUCGAAGAAUACGAGAAGAAUUCAGCCGGUGUAGUAGGAGGCAGGGUUGCCGAGCUCAAAGGUGGAAAGGAUUCGAGGAAAAUCACAGCAGAUGACGAUAGUCUUAUACCGGAUGUCAAGGAUCUGGUGACAGAAAAGAAACGCGAGGUUCUUAAGGGAACCCGGAUAGUAUUUUCAGGCAUUGUACCACAAAAUAUUGAUAUUCAACACUCGGAUGUAGGCCUUUGGACGAAGAGCUUUGGCGCGGUUGUGUCAUAUGACAUAAACAAGAGAACGACCCAUCUCGUAGCGACUCCCCAUCGCAAGACAGUCAAAGUCAAAAAAGCAGCAAGGCAUUCACAUAUCAAGAUUGUUACUACAGGCUGGCUGAUGGAAGCGUUUUCUACCUGGAUCAGACCAGACGAGACUCCAUACUUGAUCCCGGUCGAUGAUGAGGCUAAUUAUCGCGGGCCAGGGGGUGAUAGUUCACCAUUGGAAGAGCUGGAUGAUGGUGACUUUCUGUCAGCUGAAGACGACGGCGCUGCUGAAGAGCCGACUCCUGCAGAUUCAGAAUACGAGAAUCUCGACUUCACCAACAACGAGUGGGAGGCAAUGCAUGAUGACCUCGAUGACUUCUUGAAUGAGUCCGGUGACGACGAUACUGAUCGAGACAGCGACAGUGAAAGUACACAAUCCAACGCAGACACAGAUGUCUCCGAGAAAACCUCGACGAACGGCAAAAAGAGGAGAAGGGAGGAUUUGUCAUCAGCAGAGCCCAGUGAUGCAGAGGACAGUGAUUCGUCAAACGCGAGUAAAUCCAAGUUGCAGAAGCGGAAGAAGCGAGCAUUGAACCGUGUGACCAGUCUCACCAAUGUGAUGGCAGCUGACAACAAGUCUUCUGGAUUACCAAGCCCAGACACUACGGGGCCCGAAGAGAUUAAGAACUCGAAAAGGGGUACGAAAGAAGAAGAAGAAGAAGAUGAUGAUGACGACGAUGAGUUGGAGGCCGAGAUGAUGGCAGGUCUGGAGAGUAGCGACGAUGAGGCUUGAGGAUGGUGAACGAUUAUUCGAAUCGUACAUCUACAGUCACAGUCCUGAACUUGCAUAUUUCGGGUAUACUGGCAUAGCGUGGCGUCUACAGCAUUGGAGUUACGGAGGGAAAGUGACGAGAUGUUGAUCGUUUGGCAGAUGCGUUUUCUCGGGGCAUGCAUAUGAAUGGGCCACAUACGGUCAAGCAUUUGGGCGGCCGAAGAUCUACUUCCUUCGCAAUGGCUCUGCAGCCUCUUUAGUCUGUGCAGGUGUACCAAAUAGUUAUUGCUAGACGUUGAACUUCGAGUAAAAGUACUUCGUGAGAUGUUCUAGCUACAAUCACUCAUUUCACAACCUCAAACCCAAGGCGAUCGGAGUCACGGCGCGGACCGUUCGGUACCCAUCCAUGGUACCUCUGUCGGAUCUGGUUAGCUGCGAACCCCACAUAAUACUUACUACCUGUCGAUAUGCAUCAAGACC
Molecule: messenger RNA, 3321 nt
Organism: Pseudovirgaria hyperparasitica
Lineage: Eukaryota; Fungi; Ascomycota; Dothideomycetes; Acrospermales; Acrospermaceae
Exons: 5
Coding region: 379-2862 (827 amino acids)
Cellular component (GO): nucleus
Molecular function (GO): RNA polymerase II CTD heptapeptide repeat phosphatase activity
Source: RefSeq, a predicted model, not a curated record